Molecule: messenger RNA, 5943 nt
Organism: Lytechinus pictus (painted urchin)
Lineage: Eukaryota; Metazoa; Echinodermata; Echinoidea; Temnopleuroida; Toxopneustidae
Product: cytosolic Fe-S cluster assembly factor narfl-like
Exons: 10
Coding region: 257-1693 (478 amino acids)
Biological process (GO): iron-sulfur cluster assembly
Cellular component (GO): cytosolic [4Fe-4S] assembly targeting complex
Source: RefSeq, a predicted model, not a curated record
AGAGCAAGAUUGAAAAUGCUAUCUGCCUCGUACGUCCUUACCCCUCCUCAUUUCUUUUUCGUCGGAUGUCAGUCCGGCGCCCCUUCAACUCACCGAUUCUCGAUAUGCAUACUAGCCGGACCGCUGGCGGAGCUAAAGAGGCAGAUACCGAAGGGCUUUGAGCUGCUGCACGGAGAGAUGCGAGAGCCGAGCUCGAGACGCUCUGACUGUGACUUUGCAUGUUUUGUUUUGUGUGUGAAACGUACUGAUCCUGGUCAUGGCGCACUUUAGUGGAGCACUGAAGCUUGCUGAUCUUGAUGAUUUUAUCACUCCUUCGCAGGAAUGUAUAAAACCAGUCAAGGUGGAAAAAGUGGCGGGUAAACCAGGAGCUAUACGGAUUGAAGACGAUGGCAGCUAUUUCCAACUAGAUGACUAUGGAGGGUCGAGGAAAUUGGAGAAGGCUCAGAUAACAUUGAAUGACUGUCUGGCUUGUAGUGGUUGCAUCACAUCAGCCGAGAGUGUUCUUAUUACACAACAGAGUCAAGAGGAACUCUUCCGAGUCCUGGAGGAGAAUCAAAAGCUUGCUGUUAACGGAGAGGUGAGCAAGCAGAUGACUGUAAUCGUAACCAUCUCACCCCAGUCUAGAGCAUCACUAGCAGCCAAAUAUAAACUAUCACUUCCUGAAACAGCUAGAAAAUUGACAACUUUCUUCAGAGAACUGGGUGUGCACCAUGUCUUUGAUGAAACCUUUGCUAGGGACUUUAGUCUUCUUGAGAGCCAGAGGGAGUUUAUUCAGAGGUUCAACAAUCAAGCAACAAAAGGAUCGCUACCAAUGCUAGCAUCAGCUUGCCCAGGCUGGGUGUGUUAUGCAGAGAAAACCCAUGGCUCCUACAUCCUACCAUACAUCAGCACUACCAAAUCACCCCAACAAAUCAUUGGUUCUCUAGUCAAAGACUAUGUCGCGCAGUCCCUUCACGUCAAACCCGAUCGUAUCUACCAUGUCACAGUGAUGCCGUGCUAUGAUAAGAAGCUAGAAGCAUCAAGAGAUGACUUCUACAGUGACGUCUACAGGACAAGAGAUGUUGAUUGCGUGAUAACAUCAGGUGAAGUCGAUGCCAUGCUUGCCAAAGAACAAGUGAUAUUAUCAGAAAUAGAAUCUCAGGAAUAUAAUGAAACGUUUCCAUUUUCUGAGGGUGGAUCAGUUUUGAGUCAUUCCGGAGGCGGACCCGGUGGUUACCAUGAACACAUUAUACGUUAUGCAGCCAGAGAACUGUUUGGAAAGGAGCUGGGUGAACUGCAGUACAAAACUAUGAAAAACAAAGAUUUUAAGGAGGUGAUCGUAGAAUCCGACGGACAGAUUUUACUGAGGUUUGCUCUUGCCUAUGGCUUCAGGAAUAUACAGAAUCUUGUACAAAAGAUCAAGAGAGGGAAAUCCCCUUAUCACUUUGUAGAGGUCAUGGCCUGUCCUUCAGGUUGUUUGAAUGGAGGAGGGCAGAUCAAGGCAGAAGAGGGCAUCCCAGCAAAGGACUUUCUCUCUGAGGUGAAUGAACUUUACAACACUGCUCCUACAAGGAGACCGGAGGAGAAUGAGAUGGUACAGACCCUCUAUGAGGACUGGCUUGGAGGAGUGGGCAGUGACAAGGCAAGGACUAUUUUACAUACGCAGUACCAUGAGGUCGAGAAAAACACGAACGCCCUCAACAUCAAGUGGUGAAACGUGAACGUUGAUGGAUUUUCAUGGAACUCUAGGACAUUAAGAUUUAUCAGUGGACUGAAUCAGAGGAAAGAUGAGUUUUUUAAAAUUCUCAGGAUCACUCAGGUAGUGUCUGUUGCUUCGUGUGUUUUUAAUCCGCUGUAUUGGAAAGCGAUAUAUAUACACUGUGUGUAUCAGCUUUAAAAGCAAAACUGUAAAAAUUGGGAGUGUUUCAUCAACAAUUGUCAUAUGACAAGUUGUCAGAUCUGAAAAUUUUCUCUGGUUUUGAUUGGCUGAGAAGCACUGUUACUAUGGUAACUGUCAGAUAAAAUAGACUUUGAUAAACGUCUGAAAAGUCCUUUCAUGAAACUUUCCUCAGGGGUUGGUUUAAAAGUUUACGAUGUAUCUUAUAUUAUACUUUCAAAUAUAUAGAAGUAACAAUUCAAUAAUUUAUAGGGGAGUAAAGUUAAAGGUACAUGUAUUGUAUUGGAAGCGCCGUGGUGUAGCGGUUCUGACUCUCGCCUUGUAAUCAAAGGGUCGUGUGUUCAAAUCCCAUCAUGGUCUAGCGUCCUUUGGCAAGGCGUCAAUCCACACUUUGCCACUCUCACCCAGGUGCUAAUUGGGUACCGGUAGGAAACAACCGUCAUUGUGGUUGGUUUUAGCAAGUUUGCGCCUAACAGGCUGCUUGAAAUGCUAUAAAUCCAGUGACCGGUUAAUAAUAAUUGUGAAGCGCUUUGAACAGUCGUAGAUUGAUAAAGCGCUAUAUAAAUACCAAUUACUAUUAUUAUUAUUAUUAUAUAAUUUUUUUUCCAAACCACAUAAUGAUCUUAUCGUAACUAAAAGAAAUGUCAAACAUUGAAUAGAAAUUGUUAUAUAAAUUAUGAAAUCAUGAUUGUUGUGACAGGUCAAAUGGAAAAUGUAUAUGUCUCCAAAAUUAAUGUACAAUGCUAGUACAAAUAGCAAAUAGGCAUGAGUGUGAUGGUACAAUAUUUCGCACGAGGUAACGCAUAGCUGAGUUGAAUAGAAUGUCUUUCUUUCACUGAAUGCAAAAUAUUGUACCAUUACAAAAAGAGAGAUAUUUGCUAUUUGUGUUGUACAAUGCCUCAGAAGUUAGCAAAAUACAAGUAGGGUAAAGAAUAAUCAAUGUUUCAUACUCAUUUUCAUGAACACGAGGAUACACUUAUUGUAAGCAAGAAGACAAAUCCCCAACCAGUAUAAAAAAAGCCUAACUAGUGCUGAUUCAAGCAUGUAUCUGCAGCAAAAUUGUGCAUUUAACCAGAAGGCCUAAGUGCAUUGCACCUGCAUUUAUUUACCAAGUGCAGUGAUCGGAUCAUACUGUGACAUUUUUUGUACAGUUUGGAUGAUACAUGUGUGAUGGUUCACUUGUUGCACGUUGAGCCUCCCAUUAGUUUGCGGUAAACGAGCUAAGUAGGGGUUGUACAUCCCAGUUUCUUGUACAAUAUUGAUAAUCAACUCUUGUCCAGAAAGAGUCUAAUCUCUGAAAUAAUUACUUAAAAUCAUUUAAUCUACUGACCCAUUAAGAAUAAAAUGAUGUUUUAACAGGAAAAAAAUAAAACAAGCGAUGUGCUUCCUUUUUGUUGUAUACAUUUAGGGGAACUUACAUGUGACUCUGCCUAAGUCAAAUCUAGGACCACAGUUAUCUGUUCCACUUAUGGGAAACUUUGACUUGGAACACCUCAUGAUUUGCAUAUUUUCAUCUGAAAUAAUGGUCCACAGUCAUUUUCCACAGAUAGCUUAAUUUGAAUCAAAUAUUAAUUCUGCUGAUUGGUAAGACAGGUGACUCUGCUAAAGUCAAAUAUUUUGGGACCACAGAAAUCUGUUCAACUUUAACUACAAAUUUUACUUGGAAGAUGUCAUUACCCCAGUGCAUGUUCUGGUCUGAAAUAAUGCUUUGAGUUAGGCGAUAUUUGACUUUUCAAUGGUGGACUUAUGCAAAGUCUACUGUCACUGAUAUGUACAAGUUAUGAUAGAUAUAUUGGUAACUAGGUGAAUGAUUAAUAGACACAAAGCGAAAGUCUUUCUUCCAUGUUAAUCAAAGCUGUCACAAAUAUAAUUGUGUCAAUUUAAAGCAAAUGCACCCUGACCAACACUGUUCUCUCAUUUACUCUGUUAUAAAGAGCUAGUCUUAGAAUCGGGGAUGAUGUCGAGGCCGUCCAUGAGGCCAGAUUUUUCCAGCUUUGGCCUGAGUCACCUGUACAAAGUGUAUUGGAUAAGGUUUUCUCCAGCAGCCUCAUGACUUGAAUGCACCGGCCUUGACUAUAUCCCUGAGAGGAAAAGUACUUGUUUGCUACUUGGUUUCACAAUUAAAGGAAAAUGAAACCCAAAUCUUAUACCAAAUAACAUCAUUUAAAAAUACAGGAUAAUCAAAAUGAAUCCACUUCUACUCCAAUCUGAUUUCCCGGUACAGAGUACCACCUCUUUAAAGUUAGGCUUCUUCAGGUUCGAAGUCUCUGGAUGGAAAUCGCCCAUUUUCACUGGGUUAGUUCAAAAUUGUGACGUCUGCAACGAACUACAUCUCUAAUACGUUUGCUCAAUAUAGAUUCUGUUUUAUCAAUAAUAAAUCAAAUAUACACAUAAACACUCAUAAAAAUAUUGUUCCAAAUGUCUUUGAUAUUAUAUUAUAGUUUCAAAAUAUGAUUUGAUGAAUGUUAAUAAUUUUUUUAGCCAUAUCUACGAUUAUCAAAUAGGCAAAUUUUAGCUAAUUUGCCAAUUUGGAAAAUAUAGAUAACGAUGUAAAAUUAAUCAUUUUGAUUAUCAUGUAUUUCUCAAUAUGUGGUGUUAGGUUUUGGGUUUCAUUUUCCUUCAAUUUGGUAUGAAGUGAAUGCAUUGAUUAGUGGAUCAGUGUUUGCUCAUUCAGGCGGGCCUAUAUUGAAUGAAAACCCAAAAUUUAUAUUUUAUAUCACAAGACUACUCUGCUGAUCAGAAUGUUGCAUUAUGGGUAAGGGACCUGGCCCGAUUUAAGUAACAAUAAUAAAUAAUAUGUCAUUGAGUCCCACAAAAACCAAAACACCAAAUUAUUGUUUAGUUAUCAUAACUUAAUAACAAAUACAAUAGACAAAUGACCUAUUACUGUAAAACUUAGAAUCUCCUCUUUCAUUUGGUAUAGCUCAUAUGAAUUGUGCAAUAGGAAUUUUCAAUAGGAAAUUAUUUAGUCUAAAACAGAAACCCAGUCUAUUGGGCUUCAAGGCAGUGAUUUCAAGCUCCAUUUUAAAAACUUGUCAGAUUCAUUUUCCAUGAGUGUCGGUGGUAGAACUAUACAGAAUGUUUAUUCAUAGAAGUGAGGAUAGGCCAGGUGCGUUAAUUUAUUAUAACGUUUCCAAUAUCUUACCAUAAAUAAAAUAAAAGCAAAUGCAAGCCCAAGGCAAGCAAAAGAAUUCAAUUUCUGUGAAUAAAUAUUUGCUUUGCCCUCUGUUUGCUUGUAUGCAGCAGGUUGGUUCAGGUUUGAACAAAUAUUUAGUUGGGUCUUGUAUUUCAACGACAUGAAGGGAAAGCUUCUGUCUCUUCUCCAUUAGGCAACCACAACAAAACACUGCCCUAACCCGACAAGAACUUGUAUAAUUGGACAACUUUUCUUUUCAACCCCCAAAAGAAAAAAAAAAGUGAUGUCCAACCCUUAUUUUCAUGUAUUUUAACAUUUUUAGAACAACAGACUGAUGUUGAUUAAAAUUUAUUCAUGGCAGUGGAACAUCAUUUAUAUUAUAUCCAGGGAACACUUGUGCCCGAACAAAUCUUGAUCUCCAUGUAAAAAAUAUUUCUAGGGGCUCUUUCAUAUUUUACCAUAAUCAAAUGUAAAUAAAUACUGUUUCAUCAGUUACGACAAUCAUUUUUAGACGAUAUUGUCAGACAUUCUUGCAGUCUCAUGUCUGUAAUAUUUAGGCAAGAAUCUGUGUGUGGUAUCUUAGUUUUAUUUAUUUUAUUAUGGGGGGGGGGCAUUUACUUUCCAAUAACUCACAAGAUCUAGCUUCAUAAUUUUUCAUUUUCUCUGCGUAAACAUGUGUAAAGUGUGAUAUUAUUCAUUUGUAAAGAUUGAAUUAAUCCAGGGGUGGAUUUAACCAAAAUAGAUAAUACUUGGGGCAAGCCCACCAUUGUGCAAAAAUACUAUGGGCUAUGGAAUGGUAUUGUAUCUAACCCAGCUAGAUCCACCUCUGUAUUCAUUGUCAGACAAAUGGAAAAUACAUUGUAAAAUACAUGUUGAUAGAAAUAUAUUAGAAAUCUGAUAUUUAAGAGUAAAUUUUCCAAUUAAAAUAUCU